Molecule: messenger RNA, 321 nt
Organism: Cooperia oncophora
Lineage: Eukaryota; Metazoa; Nematoda; Chromadorea; Rhabditida; Trichostrongylidae
Source: the annotation of a GenBank genome assembly
AUGGAAGAUUUCAGAACAGCUACGUAUCUGAUGCGGCAUCUCACUCGUCUCUGCAAUUAUACUUCGCUUACCGACAUGACGGCGAAAAACUUAGCCAUAGUUUGGGCACCUAACUUAUUCAGAGUCCCUCCAGCUCUCGACAGUGACGACUCUGUGCUCGGUGGUCUUGACGUGCACACAUCUCUCUGCAGUUAUCUAAUCACAAAAUCAUCUGAGAUAUUCAUUGACAAACUUGCAGGUGCGCAAAUAUCUCGAGUACGGAUAUCUCCACUUAUACGACUUUUGCAAAGGGUUGAACCAGUGGAAACACUUUUUCAUUAG